This is a messenger RNA of Myotis myotis, 4945 nucleotides long. RefSeq names its product neuropilin and tolloid like 1 (gene NETO1). The transcript is spliced from 11 exons. Gene Ontology annotation, molecular function: protein binding. Lineage: Eukaryota; Metazoa; Chordata; Mammalia; Chiroptera; Vespertilionidae. The coding region runs from base 229 to 1830 and encodes 533 amino acids. The record is from RefSeq and is a predicted model, not a curated record.
GCUUCGCAGCGGUGACGGCGAGAGCGAGCCAGGGCGGAGGACGCACGGAUCCGGAUUUUCUGCUGUGUGGGCUCGGCUCUCGUCCUGCCCCUCUCUCGCCCCCCCUUCAUUGGGUCCUGGCUUUGCAUAUUUCACAUCUCUCGACUCUGUCCUCUCCCCACCACUGGACGUCUUCCCGUCUCUAAAUGGAAUUAGUGGAGCUCGGAGCCUCUGGUGUAACGAACAGACAUGAUCUAUGGACGCAGUGUGCUUCACAUUGUAGCAAGUUUAAUCAUCCUCCAUUUGUCUGGGGCAACCAAAAAAGGAACAGAGAAGCAAGCCACCUCAGAAACACAGAAGUCAGUGCAGUGUGGAACUUGGACAAAACAUGCAGAGGGAGGUGUCUUUACUUCUCCCAACUACCCCAGCAAGUACCCCCCUGACCGAGAAUGCAUCUACAUCAUAGAAGCGGCCCCAAGACAGUGCAUUGAACUUUAUUUUGAUGAAAAGUACUCUAUUGAACCAUCUUGGGAGUGCAAAUUUGAUCAUAUUGAAGUUCGAGAUGGACCUUUUGGGUUUUCUCCAAUAAUUGGACGUUUUUGUGGAAAACAAAAUCCACCUACAAUAAAAUCCAGUGGAAGAUUUCUGUGGAUUAAAUUUUUUGCUGAUGGCGAGCUGGAAUCUAUGGGAUUUUCAGCUCGAUACAAUUUCACACCUGAUCCUGACUUUAAGGACCUUGGAGUUUUGAAACCAUUACCAGUGUGUGAGUUUGAAAUGGGCGGUCCAGAAGGAAUUGUGGAAUCUAUACAGAUUAUGAAGGAAGGCAAAGCUUCUGCUAGCGAGGCCGUUGAUUGCAAGUGGUACAUCCGAGCUCCUCCACGAUCCAAGAUCUACUUGCGAUUCUUGGACUAUGAGAUGCAGAACUCAAAUGAAUGCAAGAGGAAUUUUGUGGCCGUGUAUGACGGCAGCAGUUCUGUGGAGGAUCUGAAAGCCAAGUUCUGCAGCACUGUGGCCAAUGACGUCAUGCUGCGCACAGGCCUGGGGGUGAUCCGCAUGUGGGCGGACGAGGGCAGUCGGAACAGCAGAUUUCAGAUGCUCUUCACAUCCUUUCAAGAACCUCCCUGUGAAGGCAACAUGUUCUUCUGCCACAGUAACAUGUGUAUCAACAGCACCCUGGUGUGCAAUGGGCUCCAGAACUGUGUGUAUCCUUGGGAUGAAAACCACUGCAAAGAAAAGAGGAAAGCGGGCCUGCUGGACCAGCUGACCAACACCAGUGGGACCGUCAUCGGGGUGACUUCCUGCAUUGUCAUCAUCCUCAUUAUCAUUUCCGUCAUCGUGCAGAUCAAACAGCCUCGUAAAAAAUAUGUCCAGAGGAAGUCAGACUUUGACCAGACCGUUUUCCAGGAGGUGUUUGAGCCCCCUCACUACGAGUUAUGCACUCUCAGAGGGGCGGGGGCCACGGCCGACUUUGCGGACGUGGGCGAUGACUUUGACAACUACCAUAAACUGCGGAGGUCCUCUUCCAAGUGCAUCCAUGACCAUCACUGUGGAUCCCAGCUGUCCAGCGCGAAAGGCAGCCGCAGCAACCUCAGCACAAGAGACGCGUCUGUUCUGACGGAGAUGCCGCCCCAGCCCGUCAAACCCCUCGUCCCGCCCACAAACAGGAGGAACAUCCUGGUCAUGAAACACAACUACUCACAAGAUGCUGCAGACGCCUGCGACAUCGACGAGAUCGAGGAGGUGCCAACCACGAGCCACAGGCUGUCCCGACACGAGAAAGCCGUCCAGCGGUUCUGCCUCAUUGGGUCUCUAAGCAAACACGAAUCUGAAUACAACACCACUAGGGUCUAAAAAGAAAAUUCAAGAGAAGAACUAUUUAUACAAACAUGGGCACUGUGCAAAGAAAAUUCUAUAGUGAAUUGUGAAAAGUGGACAUAUUUCUAAAUCCAUUCCACUGCCUUUACCCAAACUUAAGAAUUACAGACAUUUGUUAUUUCUUCGGCAAGACAUCCCCGCUGCACAAUGAUGUGUUCAUUUCGUAAUUUGGUUGCUGGCCACCAAGUGCUCCUUAGUAUUUAAAUACAUUUCGAGAUUUACUGGAAACUUGAAGAAGAAAUUAGUUCCUGAUUCAGACUAUUCAUUUUUACUUUCACUUCCACUUUGUUUCUAUGUUGUUUCACGUCUCUUAUAUAAUUGUAUAUUGUGUGGUAUGUGAAAAAAACACGAUUUGGGAUGAACUUGGUGUCACAUGUACGUUGUUUUUAUUACAUAGACUGAUUGAGAAUAGUCGUCCUGAGUGAGUCUGAACAUGCAACAGUGAAAAUGUGGACCAUGGGAACAGCAGCCAGAGGUUUUCUGGACUGAGAAUACACGUCUGUUGUAUUAGGAAUAAAUGCAGCCAGAAGUAAUGAGUAAAAUGACCAGAGGGCAAUAAGAAAAGUCUCAUUCUUUGGUAUUUCUUCUGUACCCCUGAUUUCCUUAUUUUGUUUAUUUUAUUUCAAAGGAAAAUACCCAGUUUCAGAAAUAGUUUUUGAAAUCAGCAUUUCACCAUUUAUUAUACCCUUCAAUAGCAAUGUUUUUGCUUCAGCACUUAGCAAUUUGACUGAAUUGACAGACAGUUUGAGAAAACCCCUGCAUGUCAGUUCUGGAUAUUUCGGUUGGAACAUACCCUCUCUCUGAGACACAUUGUAAAAAGCAUGCGUUCGCCAACCCUGCUGUCUCUCCUCCAUGUCUUUGUAUCAUCUGCUUGCUCCUUGUAACUUUUUAUAUAAAGAUAUAUAAAAAUGUACAAUAAUUUCCUAACUUGAGUUAAGAGAAAUGUUUUCUUCCAUUAGAGUGAAAAAAAAAUGACUUACACACUUUGUAUCAACUUUUUCCUCACUGUAGGCGUCAGGAUGCCCUUUAGCAUUGAGGCUUAUCUCCAAAAUUUUAUGGAUUGCAUUCUGGUUUUAGAAUAGGAAAGUCUUUUAUAAAUGCUUUUAAACCACCAGCCAUUUUAGGACCCAAAUUACACCAUUCUUAUACUGAGGCACACAUAUGAUACGUGAAGUCUUAACUAAUUAAGAUGUGUUUAUAUAUAAGUAAAGUCAAAUCAUGCAAUAUAUUUAAGUGCUGUUGAAUGAUAUACACACUCUAUUAAAUUUGAUUCAAUGAUUGGGUACUUUUUAAAUAUUGAAUAUGUAUUCCUAGAAAAUAAAUUUUUAAAAAAUAAUUAUUAUAAAUUGGCUUGCAAACAUGUUUAAAAUUACAGAAUUCUGUAGAAUUCUGUCCUUUAAACAGCAAAGGUGUCUGAUGUAUCACAAUUUAAACCUUAUAAAUCAAGUUGACUUCACAAACCUAAUAGAUUAAUUACUCACAUACACCCCCAUCAGGGAUUCAAUUUUAUAUAUGUCACACACACAAAUAAAUGGGGGAAAAAAAGAAAAAUGUAGUGACAGAAAAAAUAAACAAAUAUCAUAACUCUGAAUAGUCUAUAUUUUUUAAAAUGUCAAUUUCCAGAAAUAGUCACUCCCAUGAAUGUGAUUAGCUGGUGAAUAGAAAAAAAUAUAUUGAGCACAAUAAAGAUAUGUUUUUAUUUUGCUACAUAUUUUUAUAUACAUUGCUUAUGUUAAAAUUUAGCCUUUUUUGUUUGACUUGACUGGUUUAUUUAUUAGCAUGGCUAUAUUUAUGCCCUGUAAUUCAAGUUUAAUGCAUCCAGAUAUUAUUUUUUGGAAGCGAUUAGCUAUAUUUUACUCAUAUUACUUUAUUUAGACAUCAUCAUAGGGCCCUUUACACUUUGAAUGAAUCAGAAAAGUAUAAUCUACAUGCCAAGGCCCUUUAGAAUAGCAAAAAGGCAGGAAAAUAGGUGAACCCUCUACAGUCAUCUGUCCAUAGCCAUCCAAAGGCCUUGCUCUUCUACAGUUCCUUCUAAAUAUACAGAAGUCUUCUGAUUUGCUAGUUCAAUGCAUAAAAUAUAUAUGCACCAGAAAUCCACUAAUAGAGACUUAAAAAACAAAUAUCCAACUACACCAACUAUAAUAAUAACACUGGAUUGCAUGUAUUUAUUUAAUACACAUCAGCUUCAUGGGAAAACAAAUGAAGAAUAGGCCCCUUUAGGGGUAAUAUUAAAAGAUUCUUAUCAGUGAGCAUUGACUAAUCAGAAAGGAUAGUAGUGGUAAUGCUGAGGCAGAGUCUUGGAGGUGGCUGUUGUCUUUGAGCAGGGAGAUGUUCUUUGGAUGCCCCCAGAACAGACUCUUUAAAGACCAGUAUUGAAAUAUAUCCAUAUGUCAAAAACUCCAAUUUACUGACGAUAUCAGGCCAGGUCACCUGAAUACCAGCCUUUGGUUUACACCUAAUUGGGCAGACUCAGGUAGGUAAGGAAGGAGUGGUUUCAAGACUUUGGAGAUGUUUCAAUAUGUUUCAAGUCAUGUUAUUUUAAGAAAUAAUUAUAUUUUUGAUAAAGUGAUUUCAAAUAAUCCUAAUUCCAUGUUUUCAAUAAUGUAAUUAUACAUGAUGUUAGUUAAUUGGGAAAUAGCUGUUUCCGUUUUAUUUCUCUGUUUGAAUUCACUUUCAAGACCUGGGAGGCAUGUCAUUAUGUGAAAUGCCUCUGAGGUCCUGAACUGAGCUCUUUCUUUCUGUCCAAGUGCUUUUCAAUGGCCUAAUUCAGGUUGAUGUGCUGACUAGGAAAUACCUGUGUGAUUUUUCUGUGACUGAUUUUACGCACAUGCCGUUUUAUGCAUCAUAUUGCAUAAUAGGCAUGCAAUGUUUGAUUUGCCAUAAUUAACUUCCCUUUGAUUAAAAAAUCAAAAUGUGGCUACAAAUCUAAUUGGAGAUCAUGUUGUUGGACUUUUCAAGGAGACCAAUCCACUUUGUGGAGAUGCUGACUUUUCUGUUUCAUGUUAUUUUUUUUCUACUAGAAUUAUUUCAAUGGGUCCGACUCCAUAAAUUGUCUUUCUUGGUGUUUAAUAAAGUUAGAUCUUUGACAUUA